Molecule: messenger RNA, 1623 nt
Organism: Saimiri boliviensis boliviensis (Bolivian squirrel monkey)
Lineage: Eukaryota; Metazoa; Chordata; Mammalia; Primates; Cebidae
Source: RefSeq, a predicted model, not a curated record
AUGCCGCAGGUGGAACCUGAGCCCGAGACGUGGCCGGAGCAGAAGCCCAAGCUCACCAAGCGGGACUCCGCGACCGGGACCGAGUGGAACUGGGAAUUUGAGGAAUCAGAAUCGAAGGGCAAGCAGCCACCCCCGGGACCCCCCGCACCCCCAGGAUCCCUGGCGUCGGAGGGGGACGAUGCACCACCCCUGCCGUCGGAGGGGAAGGAUGCACCACCCCUGCGGACGGACGGGGACGACGCACCCCGGCCGGAGGGGGACGAUGCACCCCCGCUGCCAUUGGAGCCGGACGUUGCACCCCGCCUGCCGUUGGAGCGAGACGAUGCACCCCUGCCAGAGGAGGAAACCCCCAAGCCCAUAACCGUCAGCGGUCACCGGCGCCGCUGUCACACCGACUGCCUAGAGGCGCCGCUGUCCCGCGCCUUCCAGUGGCUGGGAUGGCAGGUGGGCGCGCACCCCUGGGUCUUCCUGCUGGUGCCCUUGAUGCUGACGGCCGCCCUGGGCACCGGCUUCCUGUACCUGCCCAAGAACGAACAGGAAAACCUAGAGUACCAGUACACCCCGGUGGGGAGCCCGGCCAAGGCGGAGCGGCGCUUCGUGCAGGGCCAUUUCACCACCAACGACUCCUACCGCUUCUCCCCCUCCAGGAGAAGCACGGAGAGCAAUUUCAUCUCGCUCCUGGUGGUCUCCUACAGCGACUCACUGCUGGACCCGGCCACCUUUACAGAAGUCAGCAAACUGGACGGCGCGGUACAGGAUCUGCGUGCGGCGCAGGAAAACGGAAGCCAGAUCCAAUACCAACAGGUGUGCGCGAAGUACAGGGCGGGCUGCGUGCCCCCCAAUCCGCUCCUGCACGCCUGGCAGGUGGACAAAACGCUCGACCUGAGCAGCAUCUCCUUCCCCAUUUACAACCACAGUGGGCACCCCCUCUACCUGACCGGCUUCUUUGGAGGACACAUCCUGGGGGGCAGCCUAGGAAUGGGCCAGUUACUCCUGCAGGCCAAAGCCAUGCGGCUGCUGUACCACCUGAAGACCGAGCUCCCUGAGGACGAUGUGCAGAGCAAGCAGUGGAUCAUCAAUUUCCUCGAUCAAUUAAACAACAUUAAGAAGAGCCUGGCCUUGAAGAAAAUUGAGGUGGUCCACUUUACAUCGGUUUCCAGACGACUGGAAUUUGAGGCAACUUCUCAGACAGUGGUCCCUUUGUUUCACCUGGCAUACGUCUUCAUUAUACUGUUUGCAGUCACAUCAUGCUGCAGGUUUGACUGCAUACGAAACAAAAUGUGUGUUGCAGCCUUUGGAGUGAUUUCUGCUUUCUUGGCAGUGGUGAGCGGCUUUGGCCUGCUCUUGCACAUUGGGGUGCCAUUUGUCAUCAUAGUUGCCAAUUCGCCAUUUCUUAUUCUAGGUGUUGGGGUCGAUGACAUGUUUAUCAUGAUUUCUGCCUGGCAUGAGACCAGCCUCGCAGAUGAUAUACGAGAGCGGAUGUCCAGUGUCUAUUCCAAAGUGGCAGUAUCCAUUACAAUCACCACCGUUACUAACAUCCUGGCCUUCUAUACAGGGGUUAUGAGCUCUUUUAGGGCUUCAUUCAGACAACAGAUGUCUUUUCCUCAAGGGAUAAGAAAAUAA